This is a messenger RNA of Cantharellus anzutake, 799 nucleotides long. RefSeq lists its product as uncharacterized. The record is from RefSeq and is a predicted model, not a curated record. Gene Ontology annotation, molecular function: mRNA binding. Lineage: Eukaryota; Fungi; Basidiomycota; Agaricomycetes; Cantharellales; Hydnaceae. Gene Ontology annotation, cellular component: ribonucleoprotein complex; nucleus; cytoplasm. The coding region runs from base 1 to 372 and encodes 123 amino acids. The transcript is spliced from 5 exons.
AUGUCCUUUGGCCGUACAUCUACCUCAGCUCUUCCCCCUGGCGCAAACCGAAUCCUCUUUGUGAAGAAUUUGAAUUAUAGUAUCACUGGGGAUGAUCUCUACGAUCUUUUCGGUCGUUACGGGUCAAUACGGCAAAUCCGAAUUGGGAACGAAGCUAAGACUAAGGGCACGGCGUUUGUUGUAUUUGACGAUGUGAUGGAUGCAAAAAAUGCUCUAGACCAUUUGAACGGGUUUCAUCUUCAGGAGCGGUACAUUGUUGUGCUGUAUCAUAUGCCUGGCCGACAGGACGCAGCUGCUGCCAAAGAUCUCGCUCGACGAGAAGAAGAGCUGGCGGCUCUCAAGAAAGCGCAUAAUAUACCGGAUGAAGACUGAUCUGUUAUCUUGCCUAUUGUACCUUGUACCACAUUUAGCCUAAUCCAAGCAGUUGCGAAUGAUUUGGUUUCCCAGUGCUGAAUGUGGCAUGUCAUUAAGGUCAGUGGCAUCACGUUCACGUUGUCCCGUCCGCCAUAUGACGAAGUCGAGAGCAAGAAUUGAAGUCUUAGUUCACCAAUGUGAUACAAAAUAGUACUAAGUACAAAGCUAGCGUUAUCCUCAAAUAAUUCCCUGCUUUUUGAGGUCUUCAUUUCUUGGCGUCCUUCUUGCUUUAAUUUUUCGGCGACUGGUUUGACUUCGGUCAACAUCGAAAGAAAAGGAAGGUAAGCGCCACCUACGAGCCAGUGCAUCUUCAAUCCUCGUGAUUUCGUGGAAGUGUUUUGUGUUCGGAAGCCCGAGGGCACGCAUGCCAAAUGCGUGCCGCGAC